Gadus morhua (Atlantic cod) is the source of this 1952-nucleotide messenger RNA. It is a transcript of the gene ints11, whose product is annotated as integrator complex subunit 11. Gene Ontology annotation, biological process: snRNA processing. The record is from RefSeq and is a predicted model, not a curated record. Gene Ontology annotation, cellular component: nucleus. The transcript has 17 exons. Lineage: Eukaryota; Metazoa; Chordata; Actinopteri; Gadiformes; Gadidae. The coding region runs from base 1 to 1809 and encodes 602 amino acids. Gene Ontology annotation, molecular function: RNA endonuclease activity.
AUGCCUGAAAUAAAGGUCACACCACUCGGAGCCGGCCAGGAUGUUGGCCGCAGCUGUAUCCUUGUCUCUAUUGGUGGCAAGAACAUCAUGCUGGACUGUGGGAUGCACAUGGGCUUCAAUGAUGAUAGGCGAUUCCCGGACUUCUCUUAUAUCACGCAGAAUGGGCGGCUAACAGAAUUCUUGGACUGUGUGAUUAUCAGUCAUUUCCACCUGGACCACUGCGGCGCUCUCCCCUACAUGAGUGAGAUGGUGGGCUACGACGGACCCAUCUACAUGACGCACCCCACCAAAGCUAUCUGCCCCAUUUUGCUAGAAGACUUCCGUAAAAUCACAGUGGACAAAAAGGGAGAGACCAACUUCUUCACUUCCCAGAUGAUCAAGGACUGCAUGAAGAAAGUCGUACCUCUGAAUCUCCACCAGACGGUCCAGGUGGACGAGGAGCUGGAGAUAAAGGCCUACUAUGCAGGUCACGUUCUGGGGGCUGCUAUGGUGCAGAUCAAAGUGGGAUCCGAGUCUGUGGUAUACACUGGAGAUUACAACAUGACGCCAGACAGGCAUUUAGGGGCUGCGUGGAUUGAUAAGUGCCGUCCGGACCUCCUCAUCUCAGAGUCCACCUACGCCACAACCAUCCGAGACUCCAAGAGGUGCAGGGAGAGGGACUUCCUGAAGAAGGUUCACGAGACGGUGGAACGAGGGGGCAAGGUUCUUAUUCCAGUUUUUGCACUUGGGAGAGCACAGGAAUUGUGCAUCCUAUUGGAGACCUUUUGGGAGAGAAUGAACCUCAAAGCCCCCAUCUACUUCUCCACGGGAAUGACGGAGAAGGCCAACCAUUACUACAAGCUCUUCAUCACGUGGACCAACCAGAAGAUCCGCAAGACCUUUGUACAGAGGAACAUGUUUGAAUUCAAGCACAUCAAACCUUUUGACCGCUCCUACGCAGAUAACCCCGGACCUAUGGUGGUGUUUGCCACACCGGGUAUGCUGCACGCUGGCCAGUCGUUACAGAUCUUCAAGAAGUGGGCUGGCAACGAGAAGAACAUGGUAAUCAUGCCGGGGUAUUGUGUGCAAGGGACGAUCGGGCACAAGAUCCUGAACGGACAACGCAAACUGGAGCUCGAAGGGAGAUCAACGCUGGAGGUGAAGCUGCAGGUAGAGUACAUGUCGUUCAGCGCCCACGCGGACGCCAAGGGCAUCAUGCAGCUGAUCCGCAUGGCGGAGCCCCGCAACAUGCUGCUGGUGCACGGGGAGGCCGUCAAGAUGGAGUUCCUCAAAGGCAAGAUCGAACAGGAGUUCAGCAUAGACUGCUACAUGCCAGCUAAUGGAGAGACGACAACUGUGACUACAAAUCCCAAUGUCCCGGUCGAUAUUUCUCUAAACCUAUUAAAAAGAGAAAUGUCCCUCGGAGGUACCUUACCUGAUCCAAAGAAACCUCGCACCAUGCAUGGAACCCUGAUCAUGAAGGAGAAUAGCCUGAGGCUGGUGUCCCCGGAGCAGGCCAUGAAGGAGCUGGGCCUCAGCGAACACCACCUGCGCUUCACGUGCCGGGUGCAGCUCCAGGACCCGCACAGCGACGCAGACACCCUGCAUCGCAUCUACAUGCACCUGAAGAGUGUACUUAAAGGUUACACGACCCAACACCUCCCCGACAGCAUGUCUGUCAUGGUGGAGUCCAUCGUGGUGAAAGUGUCUUCCUCCACCGAAGACCCAAACACCAAGGUUCUGCUUCUGUCCUGGAGCUACCAGGAUGAAGACCUUGGAAGCUUCCUUUCCACCCUGCUUAAGAAGGGUCUUCCUUCGGUACUGUGCUAAGACAGCAAACUAACUGUCUUUUUAUAUUACAUUUCAUGUAUUAACAUCAGAUACACACAUUUUCUGUCCAACUGUAUUGAUAAUUUUUUUUUUUCUAUUGUACAGACCACCGUUUGAAUAAAUGUUUUUUGGGGGAAAAAACU